Molecule: messenger RNA, 1699 nt
Organism: Aphis gossypii (cotton aphid)
Lineage: Eukaryota; Metazoa; Arthropoda; Insecta; Hemiptera; Aphididae
Exons: 2
Coding region: 423-1502 (359 amino acids)
Source: RefSeq, a predicted model, not a curated record
UAUAUACGUUACAAAAUCCAACGAGAGCUCUAAUCAGAAGUGUCGUUCGGUGUAUACUUUUGUGGGGUCAAGGCUGUAACUGAAAAAAAAAUCGAAGGGGGGGGGGGGGUUCGGACCCCUGGACCUUUCUGAGAAUUGUUGUAUUUACAUAAAAUGAAAUUUAAAAAUAAUUGAAAAUUGUUCUAUGGCUUGACAAAAAAAUGUAUUUCCAUUACAAAAACUAUAAACAUCCGUGUCGUUGCUAUUGUCAACGGCAUAGUUUUGAAAUAAAUAAUAUUAUAAUACUGUCGGUAUCAAAUCUCACAGUCUUAUUUCAGUCUUCACUUCUGCAACACUGCGAUAUUAAAGUAUUAUAAAACAUACAAUUAUCAAUAAUUAUUCUGUAAUUCUAAAAGCUUUACAACGUAUAUAUUUAUACAAACAUGUCGAACACUAUAUCCGAGAACGAGUCUUCAUCGUCUGCGGUCCAGAUAUCCGAUGAACCUAAUGAAAUGAAUCCGGAAAAUGGUGGUCAGUUAGAAACAGCCUCGACUAGUCAAAAUGUAUCGGGUACGACUAUGAAACGACUUUACGGUUCGUUGCCUAAUUUAACGUUGACGGCUUUAACAACUGCAUGCAUUACACCAAUGAAUCCUCAAAAUAGUCAAAAGAAAGAAGAAAGGAAGAAAAGAAGAAGAAAAGAAAGAAAAGAAAGAAAGAAAGAAGAAAAAAGAAGAAGAAAAAAUGAAGACUCGGCCAGUCAAAACGUAUCCGGCACCACUAUAACACGACCAAACGAAUCAAUGCCUAAUCUAACGGUAGCGGCUUUAACAACUGAUGGUGACACGGCCGCGAUCCUGCAGGAACCGACCGCCGUUACUGUACAGCCGGUUUCCCUUGAACCCAUUGUAUUUGACCCGACACCGAUUAAAUUGGAAAACAACGCCGGUUUACGAAAUCACGAACUUUCAAAUAUUAAUACAUCCGAAAACGAGAUUUUGUCUUCAUCUCCUGCGGUCCCGACAACCGAUGAACCAACAUCAAUGACACCGGAAAAUGGUAACGAGAUCGACACGGCCGCAAUCCUGCAGGAACCGACCGCCGUUAAUGUACAGUCGGUUUCCAUUGAACCCAUUGCAAUUGGCCCGACACCGAUUAAAUUGGAAAACAACGCCGGACUACGAAAUCAAGAACUCCCGACCGCGGAAGUCUCCUCUGAUCAGUCUGCAACAGUAUCAUACCGUGAUGGAUCGGGCGAACCGGACCUAAAGAGCCGAGAUCUCGCCGGUCUUCAGAAAGAAUUGUGGCAUUCAAUGCCGAAUAUAGCACUGCAUUACACAGAUAAGACGUCUUACGACACCAAAAUCGAGUGUACUGCUUCGAUGAAAGUUUCACACGACUCGUCAACUCGUAGCAGUAUGACUGUGACAGAACCAGAGGUAACCCAGGUUAAACUUAAACGACGCUCGUUGUGGAAGCGGGCGAAGAAAUUCGCCCGUCGCGUAUUUUGUUGCGCUGCAUGAUAUGGUCUGCAGUACAUAGUAUAGAAAUUAAUAAACUGUAUAUUUUACAGUGUUCAAACAUGUAAGUUAUCUUAUAAAAUGUUAAAUACCUACUUGUACAGUUGUACUUGAUUUAAAUAAUUUUGUGAAUCAAAUUUUAUUAUGAAACUAUUGAAACUUAUUUACUUAUUCGACUAUGACAAUAUAGUCAUAUAUUA